Molecule: messenger RNA, 6081 nt
Organism: Oxyura jamaicensis (ruddy duck)
Lineage: Eukaryota; Metazoa; Chordata; Aves; Anseriformes; Anatidae
Gene: SGCD
Product: sarcoglycan delta
Exons: 8
Coding region: 268-1134 (288 amino acids)
Biological process (GO): heart contraction; cardiac muscle tissue development
Cellular component (GO): sarcoglycan complex; sarcolemma
Source: RefSeq, a predicted model, not a curated record
GCCAGACCAGUAGCUGUAACUUGGCCUGACAAAGCCUUAUUGAAGUACAGACACUGUGGUUUCAAAGCAGUUAGAAAAAGAACGGGAAUGCUGUUCAGGAAAUUCUUCAGGCAUGGGCAGGGACUUGGCUGCAAUUCUGCUGGUGGAAAAUCUGACAGGGGCAGCUCAUGAGCACAGGCCAGGCCUCGUGCGGCUCGGAAAGCAGUGCUGCAUCUUCCUCCGAGCCUCCAGCGUGGCUCCGGGCUUUCAUCUCCCACCGAGAGAGAGAUGCCUCAGGAACAGUACGCGCACAGGAGCACCAUGCAGACCUCAGAAGGACCCCAGGUAUACAAAGUGGGGAUUUAUGGCUGGAGGAAGAGAUGCCUCUAUUUCUUUGUGCUGCUCCUAAUGAUUUUAAUCCUGGUGAACCUUGCUAUGACCAUCUGGAUUCUGAAGGUUAUGAACUUCACAAUUGAUGGAAUGGGCAACCUGAGAAUCACGGAUAAGGGUCUAAAGCUGGAAGGAGAUUCAGAAUUCUUGAAACCUCUCUACGCCAAAGAAAUCCGGUCAAGACCAGGCAACCCACUGUACUUCCAAUCUGCUAGAAAUGUGACGGUGAACAUCCUCAACGAGAAGACUAAAGUCCUUACUCGCCUUGUAACAGGUCCCCAAGCAGUGGAAGCACACAGCCAAAAAUUUGAGGUGAAAACCCUCUCUGGAAAAUUGCUGUUUUCUGCAGAUGACAAUGAAGUAGUAGUCGGAGCAGAGAGAUUGAGAGUUUUAGGAGCAGAAGGCACAGUGUUCCCUAAAUCUAUAGAAACUCCCAAUGUCAGGGCAGACCCCUUCAAGGAACUAAGACUGGAAUCACCUACACGCGCGUUGGUGAUGGAGGCGCCGAAAGGCAUUGAGAUCAACGCUGAGGCCGGCAGCUUGAAAGCCACGUGCAGGACAGAGCUCAGGCUGGAAUCCAAAGAUGGAGAGAUAACAUUGAAUUCUGCAAAAAUCAAACUACCUAACUUGCCUCAAGGAUCUUCCUCUUCUGCAGGGUCCAGGCAAAAAAUCUACGAGCUCUGUGUGUGUCCCAAUGGGAGGUUAUUUCUGUCUCAGGCAGGCACUAGCUCGACCUGCCAGAUAAAUACAAGCGUCUGCCUUUGAGAGACAAUUUGCAGUGGGGCAUUGCAGGCAGCACAAAAGCCAAUUCUGGUCUCGCAGAUUGCAGCUGCCAACUAUUUUUACUAGAACACAGAAAGCCUAUCAAAGACUUUUUUUGUGCGCGCGCGUGUGUGUGAAUAUAUAUAUAUAAAAUAUAUAUAUAAAAUUAUAUAUAUCCUCUGUGUAAAAUGAUGUUUCAGUACAAGGAAUCCCAGGGUGACCCUGUUACAUUUCUGUAGCAUUUCUCUUUCCCCCACCAAAAUUUACUGGUACGAUCUACUGAAUUAGACUUGAUGCUCCCCUGGACCCUUCUGUAAUUAUAUAGUCUAAUGAUCACCCCUUGUUUUUGAUCAUCUUCUAAGAGCAAUGGGAUUGCUGGCUGGUCAAGACCCUGGAACCAAUGUAGACCCACCAACAUACAAAGGGGAGAGUAGCGUCUCUGAUUAUUUUUGCACCAUUAAAUCAGCGGCAUGAGAAAAAGAAAAUGGACAGAUGUGCUGUGCUGGUUGCCUAGAGUGAUCCAAGAUACCUGCAGUUAAACUGCAAUCUUUAAUUUUCACCUGAAGCAUGACUCCCUGUUGGGAGAGAUGGAUCCUACUUGGCCAGUAGGAAAGUCCUGAUCUUGCUGGACUGAGCAUUUGCUGAAGGGGUUCGAUUCUUGGCCGUGCUUGCAAUGGAUGCCUUGUGCUAUUCAAGUGUGACUCAUCGGCUCUAACCUUAACCUAAAGUCAUCUCUGUGCUAACAGAACUAGCAUUGUAUUUAGUUCUUGAAAGGAAAAAAAAAAAAAAAAAAAAAGUGAAGGUUGGACUAAAAUAGAAAAGCCUUGAACCUCCUCAAUUAACAGGUGUCUUGGAUCACCCUACAUGCUCUCUGUUACCACCUUCAAUUUUGAAAAGACCUAAUGUACCUUGUGAAGGUGAAAUUUAAGAUUCCGACAUUACCUACCAAUACCUAUAGAAACUGAGAAAAUUACCUGUUCUCUCCAUAGAAACAUAGAAAUUCAUAUAUAUUGGGUGUAUAAUUUGAAUGUUAUGCCAGAAUUUUUGUCAUCUUUCUAUUCAGGGUAUGCAGUCCAAGAUCACAUAAAUUUCGCAGAGAUUGCAAAUAUCAGAGACGCUGACAAUGUAACAGAUUAUUUCUUUCAAGAAUCUAUAAAGAUUAUGACAAAUUCAGAUUACUGGAAGCAAAGGCUUUGGAUGGUUAUUCAUCUGGAAUUUGAGUCCAAAAAGCUCUGUGGUUGAAUCUCUUCAUGGGUUCAUUUUCCUUACUGAAGUCCAGGAGUCACUUACGGGCAGGAUAAAACAUGCAUUUGAUCUGGUAACAUAAUUUCCCUUGUUGAAGUUUUGAAAAAUACUGAGAAGAGCCCAGAUUUUUUAAUUCUGACCCAUAACUGCAUCCAUGUGCAUGCAAAAAUCCUUGAAAAACAAAUGAACUAAUUAUCACAAAAGUGUUCAAGUCACAGUAAAUCUCACAAGGACUGCAAGGUUUCUAAGUCGCGGAGAUGCUAUUGAAAAUAUUACCUUGUAUGCAAAUACGACAGAUCUGUGCCCGUCCCUAGUCAUAUCUAAGCAAAGCUGGUAUUCCUCAAGCCAUUUUCAAGAUAAAAUGUAGCUGACGAUAAUUUUUAGAAAUACUUAGCCCUUUCUUUUUUCUUCUUCUUCUUCCUUUUUUUUUUUUUUUUUUUUUACAUAUUUCCAUGCAUUUUCGUAUGGUCUGGAGAGUACCAGGGUUUGAUUUUUUUUAUUUUUAUUUUUUAAUGAUCUAUUUUGGCCUAAUCCAAAACUGGCUGGACUCAAUGGGAAGAUUUCUAUGAAGUUUGGAUUAGAUGUUGCUGCCUAACACAGCAACAUUCCCAUAAAAUUUAUUCCUGAAAGAGGAUUGAGUGAUUUAUUUCAGUGAUGCUUUCAGAUCAAUGAAUGAAUUCACACUAUUUGUUAAUGAAUGAUUCCUGUAAUUAUUAUGUCUUGAGUCAAUGUUCGAAUGCAAAGGGUCACCCAGGAUAACAAUUGUAUUGGGACACAGGACUAUACCAUCUCUGUUCAAAGAGGGGAAUUGUGCCUAUGCCUUAAGUCAAUGCACUCAGCAAGGAGAAGCACAUCAUAUUUAUCUUGUUACUAAAACUAGUUCAUCUGGGGGGAGGGACAGGAGGGUGUCUUGGGAUCUGGUUGUGCAACUUAGAUGUUAAUGAAAUGCAUUUAGACUGUAGGGGCACCAAGAAUUAUACCGAUUUUUUAUUUUAGUUUAGUUUUAACAUGUUAUAUACAGCAAAAUACUGUGUACGUUACCUCUGGGACCACAACAGAAGUCCCAUUCAACGUCCUACAUUUACUGUAGAAUUUCUUCCUUGUUUCAUUUAAUACUGAUCAUAAACCUUAUAGUAAGCAUGGCCCAAUUCAUAAACAAAUCCUGCAUGCACAAGCAAUGUAGUGGUUGUGAAAAUACAUGCUGCAGGAAGAGUAUCCUGUACAGAAAACGAGUUGCAUUAACUUUCCCUUCCCUGGGGGUGUCAGUGCUAGUGGGAAACAUGGGGCUGAACACAAGGACUGACCCAGCAGGGAUGCUGCCUCCUGAUCUCCAUGCUCUGAUCCCAGGAGUUUGCUGGCUCGGUCCUCAUCCCCACACACCAUUUAGCUGCUGUGCUGAGCACUGCUUUCCCAGCAAUUUCAUUUUGAGUGGUUGGUCUUCUUAGCUGAGCUCUUGGACAAGGUUAUCACCUUUUCGUAUUAGGAAGGCUACAAAACUGCCUGAGGGCAUUCAGCUAUUUAUUUUGGUAUGAAUUUCUAUGGGGAAGCUGUUAGGGAACAGCCUUAGACAUCUGUGCCAUCACUACAAAGUACUGUUUCCUGCAGAAAGUUUCUUGGACAUGACUUUAAUUAUGCCUGUGUAAAGGAGUUCCAGUUACUUCAAUAUCCUUUACAAUCAUAUCCCCAUCUUAAAGAGCAUAACAUGAUAUGUUGUGUUGCUGGAGAGAUCGAACCUAUAUAGAGACUUGAAAACCAUUUGAGCCCCACUUGAGGUUUAAGACCCCCUUUGGAUGAUGAUGCCCGUUCUUGCCCUGGCCUCAUGACUCGUCCCCUGGUGUUCAGUGAGUGGCAAGCCAGAGCAAACAGGACUGCAGGUUUGACAUCCCAUGGGAAAAAAGGCAUUUUGUUUAAGAAGUGACAUGCAAACACAUCACGUUUCAUAGUUUGUUGGCUGGGGCACUGGUGGAGUGACAAACUCACCUGUUCCAAGGGGCAGAUGCAUGAGACUCCCAUUUCGUCCUGCCUUGCCCCAAAUCCACCCAAAUUUGCUUUGCCUUUAUGGGUUGGUUUUCCUUGAGUUCAUCCAUGUUGCAACCUUCCUGACUGGAAUUUUGUAUGUAUGCUCUACCUGCCAAAAACAAACAAUGGUUUGUGUAUUUCUUUAUGAAUUGGGCCUGCAAUUUUGUUCAAUUGAGCAUUUGCUAUGAGGGGAGAUGCCAUUUAUCUCAAAUCAGAGUUUAGUUUUACCUCUCAACACUAAGGCAAGGCUGGGGUGGAUGGUGAAUUUGUUUAUACCGAGCUCAGUGGAAGAGACCCCAACAACUUCAUGGCCUGAGCUAGAGCAGGAGCUUGACGGGUGAAAAUAUGGGGCACUGAUGCCAGUGGAGACACUGCCAGCUAUUUCGGUGGCUGUGGAGCUGACCUCUGACUUUGCACUGUGUACGAUCCUGCAUUGCAGCUAUGUGCAUUAAAAACAUUGAAAUGCUGAUCAAGGGACUGUGAUACUAAUGUCAGUAUACCUUAGGCAACCAGUUAAUGAUAAAUGCUUUUAUGUGUUUAGUUCUUAACUCUACAGGGCUUUGGGACCUUGUUAAAUUUGCUUUAAAUGCUACACUUCAGUGCACAGUCGGGAAAAUGACUGUCAGUGCUUACCUGUACUCCAGUACCUGAGCCACAUGUCAUGUACGACCCUUCUGUGUGGAUGUGGGGAGGGUUAAAGCAAAAAGACUUUGUCAUUAGAAAAAACAGAGAUACUAAUACCAAUUGUACAACUGUAUCCAUUCUCCAUGUCUUUCGGUUUGUUUGUGUUCUUUUUUUUUAUUUUGUUGUUGCUGUUUUUGUUAGUUUUGUUGUUUUUUUUUACCCUUUUUUGAGGUAUAUUACCCAAUAGUCAGUGAAAUGGGUAGCUUUAGAGUAAAAAGAAAUGUUAACACUAAAGGAAGUCAUUGAAAGGGGAAAGCCAGUAACUACUUGACUAGGUAUAAGGCCUCUCCUAGGUAUACAUUUUUAGAAAACUAAGCAUGUGCAGGAGUGAUUUUUCUUUGUUUCUCUCAGUCGUGUCUUGUCAAACAUCUGUAUUUUAAGAGUUGUGUUUUUUUUUCUCCAUUAAUUAUAAAUAUCAUAAUGCACAAGCAAAAAAGUUUAAGGCAUAAGCCUAAAAAUACCAUCUGCAAUAUAUGGUACAGCAAAACGAUGUUUAAAUCAAGAAAACCCUCCCUAGAAAUUGUUUCAAGGUUAAGGAGUGAUUUCUGUGGAACUUCUGAAGAUGUCCAGUCAGUCUGCAUCACACCUGGUUUGCAGUGACAGAUGGUUUUCAAGGAAAUGAACUUUUGUUGUCAUAAAAUACACGAACACACGCACGCAUAUAUAUACACAUGCUCACAUACAAUUUUCUUUAUAUUUGCUGUUACGGCUUUAAGUUUCACAUUGCAAAAGACGGUGAGACAAAGACCAAAGACUUACAGAAAUUAAUCCCUUCUCUGGUUGCCCUCAUGCCUGAAAUGCAUUAACUUUAAUGGUGCUUUUUGGAACCAACCAGGAGAAAUACAGGUUUAUUGCAAAACAGCAUUUGAGAGAGUACAGUGGCAGGAAAACUUUAACUUCUUUAACAGGGAGGAAAGGAAAUAAAGUGAAGGUCUUUAAACAUAUACAGAGGGUAAGGUUACCUGAAAAUUGAAACAUGCAGAAAUAACCAAAAAAUUAAAA